AUAGGUGCGCACGUUUUAUCUAUAAAAAGCCAUAUGCAUUUGAACUUGGAGAAGCCAGGAACUUAAGAAGUGCAGAAGCAGCAACAACAGAAGAAGGGUUUCUGUUCCAAGUGAUUCGAUAGGAUGAGCAGCAGCCAACUUGCUUCCGUUGCCCAAAGGCUAAAAGGGAAAGUAGCACUCAUAACCGGCGCAGCUAACGGGAUCGGCCUAGCUACAGCCAAGUUGUUCCAUCGCCAUGGCGCCAAGGUAGUGAUCGCCGAUAUCCAGGACGAGCUGGGCGAGAAAGCCUACCAUGAAAUUAGCUCCAAUGGCGGUGACGGUGCGAUGUACGUCCAUUGUGAUGUCACCAGUGAAGAAGACGUAGCCGGUGCCGUUGAUGGCACUGUUGCCAAGUACGGCAAGCUCGAUAUCAUGUACAACAACGCCGGCUACACCGGUCCGUCGAACCCAAACGUGCCGGAGAUUGACAAGACCCUAUUCGAGAAGCUCUUGAGCGUCCACGUAGUUGGUGGCUUCCUUGGAGCCAAGCAUGCCGCAAGGGUCAUGAUUCCGGCGAGGCAGGGCAGCAUAAUCUUCACGGCAAGCGUGUGUUCCGUCUUAGGUGGCCUUGGCCUUCCGGCGUACUGCGCAUCAAAGCAUGCGAUUGCGGGCUUGUGUAAGAGCAUGGCCGUAGAUCUUGGGCAGUUUGGGAUCAGAGUCAAUUGCAUAUCACCAUAUGCUGUGUUCACUCCUCUUAUAUCUGGAUUCACAAAUAUGAAUGAAUCUGAGUUCUACAAUGAAGCAAGCAAGCAUGCCUUCCUGAAAGGGGUGAAUCUUAAGCCGGAGGACGUAGCUGCAGCCGCACUGUACUUUGCAAGUGAUGACUCCAAGUACACAAGUGGUCACAACCUUGUUCUGGAUGCAGGUUUCACCAUUGGUUUGAGAGGCAAUUAUUGAGGAAGUGGCCCUGUGAAAGGAUAUGGACUGUCAUUUUUAUUAGAACCCAUGGAGAAGCACACAGUGAACAGCACCAUCAGCAUUGGAUGAAUAAUGAUGGAUGCUUCAAUGCUUGUCAUCUACCUUCUAGUUCUAGCCAAAGAAAUAAAUGGAAAGAGAGGAAACAGAAAAAUGGUUUACUGUUUAGCUUGCAGAAGAUGUUGGCUUCUGCAAGCACCAGGGAACAACUUUAUGAUAUAUAAAAUGCUAACUUCGCGUUUUCAAUUCAA
This is a messenger RNA of Nymphaea colorata (pocket water lily), 1205 nucleotides long. Its product is annotated as secoisolariciresinol dehydrogenase-like. The record is from RefSeq and is a predicted model, not a curated record. Lineage: Eukaryota; Viridiplantae; Streptophyta; Magnoliopsida; Nymphaeales; Nymphaeaceae. The transcript is spliced from 2 exons. Gene Ontology annotation, molecular function: oxidoreductase activity. Bases 124 to 936 code for a protein of 270 amino acids.